AUGUCUUCUGUAAAUGUUUGGUCAUUUUAUCCGAAUUUGGUUGGUUAUGGCCGCAUCAUACUGGCGAUACUCUCGUUUGAAGCAAUGACGUAUGCUCCAAUUAGAGCAGCGUUCUUUUAUGCGUUAAGUGUGGGACUCGAUGCUGUUGAUGGAAUACUGGCGAGGAAAUUUGAUCAGUGCUCGAGAUUUGGUGCAAUGCUUGACCAGCUGACUGAUCGUUGUGGUACUUUGGGUUUGGUAAUGGUGCUAGGGGUGUUCUAUCCAAAGUACCUUUUCUGGUUUCAAAUAUCUGCUGCUGUAGACAUUGCCUCACACUGGCUGCACUUUCAUGCUACUGACCUAACUGGUGCAAAAACGCACAAGCUCUCUGAUAAUCUAAUACUUAAUCUGUAUUACACUUCGCGAAAAUUCCUAUUCUUUAUGUGUGCCGGUAAUGAGGCAUUUUAUUGGCUGUUAUAUAUUAAUUAUUUCUGGUCGGGUCCUGGUUUUUUUGGAAUUCAUUUUGUUCCGUUUCUCGCUUUUUGCUGUUUCCCAGUAAGCUUUCUGAAGUCAGCAAUUAGCGUGGUGCAUCUGAUUACAGCAUCAAAGACCGUUGUUUCGUAUGAUGUUGCUCAGAGGGUGAAGUGA
This is a messenger RNA of Enterobius vermicularis (human pinworm), 627 nucleotides long. The record is from the annotation of a GenBank genome assembly. Lineage: Eukaryota; Metazoa; Nematoda; Chromadorea; Rhabditida; Oxyuridae.